AUGGGCAAACGCCCAAGAUGGUCUGGUGGACCUCCUGAAAGCCACCGCCGUGGAGGCAGAUUAUCUGAAUUUGUUCAUUACGAUGUCGGUACACUAGUAGCUUGA
Molecule: messenger RNA, 105 nt
Organism: Sclerotinia sclerotiorum 1980 UF-70
Lineage: Eukaryota; Fungi; Ascomycota; Leotiomycetes; Helotiales; Sclerotiniaceae
Exons: 1
Coding region: 1-105 (34 amino acids)
Source: RefSeq, a predicted model, not a curated record